GAUACUAGAGGGAGCCGUAGAGGAAGAAUAAUGAAAAAAAAUCGGCGAGUUGACAACAAAGCAUGUUUCUGAUAUUAAUACAUUAAUUCUGUUCAUCUCAGUGUAUUUAUUAGUGUUGCUGUCACUCUAAAACUCGCACCGAUGGCUUCAAAUCCGCCCGGACAAGGAUUUCAGAAUAAAAACAGGGUGGCCAUUUUAGCUGAACUGGACAAGGAGAAGAGACGCCUGAUACAGAGCCAGUCCAUGAACAAUCCAGGAGCAAGUAUCCCACUUUCAAGACCGGCAGUGAAGGAAUUCCGGGACCACGCAGAACAGCAGCACAUAGCUGCCCAGCAGAAAGCAGCUCUACAGCAUGCACACGCACACUCGUCAGGCUUUUUCAUCACCCAAGAUUCCUCGUUUGGGAACCUCAUUCUUCCUGUCCUGCCUAGGCUUGAUCCAGAGUGAUGAAAUCUAAUAUCAGACAUUAAAAGGACACUUUGUCUUCUGUAGUAAAAGCUCACUGUGCCUCAGGACUACACCACCUUUAGCCCAGAGCUUUAAAAGCAAAUGAUCUCCUCCCCUAAAUCUGUUGCCAUGUUGCUCGACAGACUAUGGCAUGUAUUGAUUGUACAAUGUUUUUUUACAUUUCACAUAAAAUAAAGAGAAUUUGACUUAGAAUUAAGGAGCUCCA
Colossoma macropomum (tambaqui) is the source of this 673-nucleotide messenger RNA. RefSeq names its product ints3 and nabp interacting protein. Gene Ontology annotation, cellular component: nucleoplasm; nucleus; SOSS complex. Gene Ontology annotation, biological process: DNA repair. NCBI's taxonomy places the organism in Eukaryota, Metazoa, Chordata, Actinopteri, Characiformes, Serrasalmidae. The record is from RefSeq and is a predicted model, not a curated record. Bases 142 to 447 code for a protein of 101 amino acids. The transcript has 4 exons.